AAAAAAGCUGAAAACAUCAGAAAAUAAAAAUUAAUCUAAAACAGAAAAUUGUUUGGUCCAUUUUCGUUGAACUAAAACCCCAAUGAAAGAACUAAACCUCUAUUAGCCAAAUCGUAAAAUUUAGCCGUAACAUCGGCGGGAUGAGAAGGGGAGGACGCAGCGGCGGCAGUGGCGGAAGGAGGCCACUUUCAUCGUCGUUCGAUAAAGAGCUUCGCCGUCACAUUGAGUCUAGUAAGAACAAUUACCUCUCUGUAGAAGAUCUCGUCGACCAUCUCCGUUCAUCUUAUCACAAAUAUUCCCGUGAAAAGUUACAGCCGUUUACGAAGCGCGUCCAGGAAGUUCUCCAGCUCCGAACUGUAACAGAAGAAGUAACGCCUCCGAAAAAGAAACCUAAAAGAGAAGACAGCGAGCAGCGUUUGCUUCUACUUGAGAAGAAACACGUAAUGAAUAGCCAGAAAAAGAAGCAGGAAGGGGAGGGCUCAUCGUCGACUACUCUUGCUAGUACCUCGGAAAGUGAUGAUGAUGAUGAUGAAGGCGCAUAUACUUCAUCUUCCGAUGCUAUUUAUGGAGAGAAAUUGGAAGAAAAACCUGAUUUAAUGAAGUCUAUGCUUCGACAUACGUACAAUCAACAGGCGAAUAAUACGAAUAAUUCUCCUUUAAAGUCGAAAAAAAUUGAGUACGAAGUGGUUCACGAGAAUAAUGAUGAAAAGAGGAAGAAGAUUGAUAUGUGGAAAGGAGGACAUCGAAGAAACGGAGCUACUAGGGGUUUAGGAGGAGGAGGAGGAGAGGUUCGAGAAGGGGAAAAGUUUGGGCAUAGUGAAGGGAAUGUGGAUGGACCAAGGUUUAAGGAUUUAGGAGGAAUGGAUGGAGUACUGGAGGAAUUGAAAAUGGAGGUAAUUGUUCCAUUGUAUCAUCCUCAGUUGACUAAGCAUCUUGGAGUUAGGCCAAUAUCAGGGAUACUCUUCCACGGUCCGCCUGGCUGUGGCAAAACAAAGCUAGCUCAUGCUAUUGCUAAUGAGACUCGUGUUCCAUUUUACAAACUUUCAGCUACUGAGUUGGUAUCUGGAGUUUCAGGUGCAUCAGAAGAGAACAUAAGGGAACUGUUCUCGAAGGCAUACCGAACGGCACCUUCUAUUGUGUUUAUUGAUGAGAUUGAUGCAAUUGCUUCCAAAAGAGAAAAUUUACAGAGAGAAAUGGAGCGGCGCAUUGUAACACAGCUGAUGACGUGCAUGGAUGAGUCACAUAGAGUUGUAAAACCCGAUGAUGCAGAGGAAAGUGCUUUACCUUCUGAUAAAAGAAAUAGUGAAGCAAAAUCAGACGGAUCUAAUCGUGGACCUGGCUAUGUCCUAGUAAUUGGGGCCACAAAUAGACCUGAUGCUAUUGAUCCAGCAUUGAGGAGGCCUGGACGAUUUGACCGUGAAAUUGCCUUGGGUAUUCCUGAUGAAAAUGCAAGGGCGCAAAUUUUGUCUGUGCUUACACGUAACCUAAGAGUUGAAGGUGCAUUUGAUCUCAUGAAGAUAGCUAGCUCAACCCCAGGAUUUGUCGGAGCUGACUUGGCUACUCUAACUAACAAGGCAGGUAACUUGGCAAUGAAAAGGGUAAUAGACGUGAGGAAGGUUGAGCUUUUAGGAGAACUGGCAGAUGGUGAAGAUGCCGAAGAAUGGUGGAGAAAGCCAUGGUCACCUGAAGAGAUGGAAAAUCUCAGCAUUAAUAUGGCUGAUUUUGAGGAAGCAGCUAAAUUGGUUCAACCCUCAUCUAGAAGAGAAGGUUUCUCUGAUAUCCCAAAUGUAAAGUGGGAAGAUGUUGGAGGCCUUCAUUCGUUAAGACAUGACUUUGAUCGUUACAUUGUCAGGCGUAUAAAGAAUCCUAAAGAUUACAUGGGGUUUGGAGUGGACUUGGAAACAGGAUUCUUGCUUUAUGGUCCCCCAGGAUGUGGUAAAACAUUAAUUGCCAAGGCUGUUGCUAAUGAAGCUGGAGCAAAUUUUAUACACAUUAAGGGACCUGAAAUUCUGAACAAGUAUGUUGGUGAAAGUGAGUUAGCUAUUCGGACAUUAUUUACCCGUGCCAGGACAUGUGCUCCGUGCAUUCUAUUCUUCGAUGAGAUGGAUGCAUUGACAACUAAGCGUGGGAAGGAAGGAGGUUGGGUCGUUGAAAGGCUUUUGAAUCAGCUACUUAUAGAACUAGACGGUGCUGAUCAGAGAAAAGGUGUUUAUGUGAUUGGUGCCACAAAUAGGCCUGAAGUCAUGGACCGAGCCAUUCUUCGACCUGGGAGGUUAGGGAGACUCCUAUAUGUCCCUCUACCUAGUCCAGAUGAACGUGGACUAAUUCUAAUAGCUCUUGGCCAAAAAAAACCUAUAGAUGCUAGUGUCGACUUGAUGACCAUGGGAAGAGAUGAUGCCUGUAAAAAUUUUAGUGGAGCAGACCUAGCAGCACUGAUGAAUGAAGCUGCAAUGAUUGCACUUGAAGAUAAAUUGAUAGCCAUGGAUACAAGUUGUGGUGACUCAUCACCGAUUAUUACGGAGUCGCAUUUUAAACGCGCUUUGGAGAAAAUUUCUCCUUCUGUCUCCGACAAGCAAAUAGAAUACUAUCAGGUUUUAUCAAAAACCUUCAAAGCAGCAUGAAAGUCUUAGGGGGGUGGUCAUACCUCCACCUCUAGCAUGGAGAAAGUUGCACGCGAAAUAUAUUGGAUAUUGCCGUUUUCUUUUUGGUCUUGUUAAUUUCCUUGAGCUAUAGUGCGAGCACAAACAGAGUGGAGAGGAAAAGCAGAAAAAACUUUGAUCUUUUCCUCUUUCGUUUCUUCUUUUUUUCCCCCCUCCUUUUUUGUAGGGUUCAAUGGAGUAAUGUAAAAGAGGAACUUUCUUUGUGGUUAGUUCCUUUUUCUUUUAUUAUUUUAGCAAUAUAAUUCUUUGCA
Molecule: messenger RNA, 2911 nt
Organism: Capsicum annuum
Lineage: Eukaryota; Viridiplantae; Streptophyta; Magnoliopsida; Solanales; Solanaceae
Product: cell division control protein 48 homolog C
Exons: 10
Coding region: 141-2621 (826 amino acids)
Biological process (GO): ribosome biogenesis
Cellular component (GO): nucleus
Molecular function (GO): ATP hydrolysis activity; RNA binding; preribosome binding
Source: RefSeq, a predicted model, not a curated record